Messenger RNA from Racocetra persica, 1538 nucleotides. The record is from the annotation of a GenBank genome assembly. Lineage: Eukaryota; Fungi; Glomeromycota; Glomeromycetes; Diversisporales; Gigasporaceae.
AAAUUGCUAACGAUGAAAAAGAUUCCAGGCACGAAAAAGCACAAAAGUUGCUUGAUAGUUAUAAGAAGGCGAGUGGCUUUCUAGGUUGCCUGACGUUCAAGAUCCCGCCAGGGCGCAGGUGGCUUUCUAGGUUGCCUGUUGUUCAAAGGUUUUUAGCUGAUUUGGGUAUUCGGCUAGAUUAUCACCUAGCAAGGGUGUGGGAAAAAGGACGAUCUAAAAGACAAAUCCAAUGCUACCAACAGACAUUUCUUGAAGGCGGAACUAUAAAUGGAAGCGUAAAUGGAAAUACAACUUGUGCAAAUUUCACUGGAUCCUCUAACCAACACGGGGAGGAAGAAGAGGAAGAAGAUUUAGAUCAAAACCAUGAUGAUAGAGUUGACGACGAGAGCGUAAACUUUGUACUGCAGUUUUGUGUACCUGAUAACGAUUCUCAAAAAGUAGCAGAAUCAAUGAUCGGAAAAGUCGAAAGAACAGCUUUAAUAAUAGAUGACGUCAAUUUGGAAGAAACUUUUGAACAUUAUUGUAAUGAGUGUGAAAACAUUUUUGACGACGUAAUGGAUCUUAGGCCUGGAUCUAAAUUUACGGAAAAAAUCUCUGAAACAAUAUGGGAAAAUUUUAUAUCGAAUACAUAUCCCGAAUACAAAUUACCCAAAAAAUGGGAAGAAAUAAUAAACGAUGUGUUCAAUCCAAAAGAUUCUUUAUUAGAAUGGAUUAAAUGCUGGCGUGGGCUUUAUGUAAUUUCCGGUGAAAAUGAAUUCGAUGAAGACUUUUAUAUAAAGGAUACAAUCUAUAAUAUUCUUGCACCAUAUAUUAAAGCAUUUAAAGCACUAUACAAUAUAUUAAAAUCAGGAGACCUCGAAGAAAAUCAGUUCAAUGCACAGUUCGUAAAUCUGAUACUUAACAACACACUUGAUGCUAUUUGUAACGUCGACUGGCGAAUUCUCGAAGUACCAAUCGAAAGCAGUAAACAUCGACGUAAUACCAAUCUCAACCCAAUUAUUGAUAAAGUUUUAUCAGCAAAACGUGCGGAUGGUUUAGCGCGUCUCUGGAUAAGUCGUGAGGAAAUAUUCGUAUACGAACAAGUCGGUCCCCCCGACUACAAUGAUCUUACAGAACUUUAUCUUCACGACUAUAAGCUUAUUAGAACUAUGCGAGAUAUCUUAAAUCAACGUAUAAUUUUUCGACUUAAUGAUGGAACAUCGGAUAAUAAAGAUUUAGCAAGCUUCAGUGCUUUAGGGUAUCGUACAGACGUAUCAUUGUUUUGGCUUAUGAUAAAUCAAAGAGCAUAUUGCCUAUGUGAAUUUGGGAGCUUUAGAGUCCCUCUUCUUUGGGAAGAUCUUCCUGUAUUAUCCGAAGCAAUUAUAAUCUGCUUAAAAUUCUUUUCCUUCAUGAAAGAAAAUACAGAGAAACGAAGAUUGCUUAUUGAUCCAAAGCAGAAAUUGCUUGCCAAGCGGAAGAUUCAUACCAUAAUGCCUAACCCGUCAACUUUCGAUCGAUCUAAAAAACAAAAUUACCGAUCAAAAAAACCAAAGAAAUAA